UGGAGUGUGGGCUGCACACACACACACGCGCGCGCGCGCACACACACACACAGAGGCACAAACACAGCCGCGCGCGCGCGCACACAGUGAUGGGAGACUUACCAGGGGAUAUCGCCUGUUGCUCUUGCUGUCAGGAUGAUACGCAGAGACCCUCCUGCUGCUUAUCACUAAAGCUGCCAUGCAACUGAUAAACUUCGGCGUUUCAGACACUGCAUUAGUUUCAGUUCUGGAGUUAAAACGCACAGCAAAGCAGAUGGACGGUGCACACACGGACACACACGGGCUUGCGCAAUAAAGUGCUGUUUGGAUCCUGAACACUGCAGCUGAAUGAAAAGGACGACUGGCAGCUUUUUAUGCGUCAUGCACUCUGUAAAGCCUUAGCACCAGAACCAAGCACUGAGCAAAGACGAUGUGCUUUUGUAGCGCGAGACUUCUGCGCUAAUGUGGUUUUUUUUUCGGGAUUAGUCUCUGGUUAAAACAGGCUAUAUUCGCGCUUGGACUUGUUGGAUGCUGAGAAGCGAAAAGCAUGGCGAGCGAUCUGAAACCGCGGCUUUGCUGCAUGACCAAAGGUGAGAAUGGAUACGGCUUUCACUUGCAUGGAGAGAAGGGAAAAACCGGUCAGUACAUCCGCAAAGUGGAGCCUGCGUCUCCAGCCGAGGCGUCAGGACUGCGCGCGGGGGACCGAGUGGUGGAGGUGAACGGGCACAGUGUGGAGAGAGAAACCCACCAGCAAGUGGUGCAGAGGAUCAAGGCGAUGGAGCAUGAAACCAGGCUGCUGGUGGUGGACCGCGAGACGGAUGAGUACCUGCGCAGUCUGCGCCUCACCUGCACAGAGGACAUGGCUGUGCGAGUCAAUCCAUCAGCCUCUUCCUCCUCCCCUCCCCCGACCCCCAGCAAGCGGGAGAACAACUCUGUGUCCAAACUGCCAACCAGUCGUGAGAUACCCAAACCCAGCAGGAGGUCCCCUUCACGGGCUACCAAAAAGGAGGCUUCAGUGGUGCCGUCUGCUCCAGCAGAUGUGUCCGAGCUCAUCCCCAGGCUGUGUCACCUGGUCCGGGCAGAAACAGGAUACGGCUUCAACCUGCACAGUGAGAAGUCCAGACCGGGUCAGUACAUCCGCUCUCUGGAUCCAGGCUCUCCAGCUGACCGCGCAGGCCUCCGACCACAAGACAGACUCAUCGAGGUGAACGGGGUGAACAUUGAGGGAAUGCGUCAUGCCGAGGUGGUGGCCUUCAUCAAGCGCGGAGGGGACGAGACCCAAUUACUGGUGGUGGAUCCAGACACGGACGAACAUUUCAAAAAGCUGGGCAUCACCCCCAGCAGCAGUCAUGUCAAAGGUUUCGAGGGUCAGACCAUUUCUAACGGCUCACCAAAUCCUCGAGUCAAUGGUCACUCCACCCAGUCAGCACACUCCGACCACAGCAGCCAAGACACCAGCACACAGAACUCUGAGGACGGCGACAGCCACUCGCUGGACCCUUUCGCAGAGAUCGGUCUGAGACUGAGCCCCACAGCGGCGGAGGCCAAAGAGAAAGCACAUGCCAAGCGUGGCAAGAAGAGGGCACCACAGAUGGACUGGAAUAAGAAAUAUGAGAUUUUUAGCAAUUUCUGAACAUACACAGUUUCACACACUCCCCAAUCCAGACUUUCGCAACAUGCUUCAUUCAGCCCCCCUGUCGUGACUGACUGCUUUUAAUGGUUAAGGCUGUUAUUUUUGUAGAAAAAGAAAACCAGGAAAAAAUAUUUUUAAAGGAUAAUUGGAGCAGGCAGCGGGGAAAAAGCUUCAGUCUAUUUUUUCACUCAUUUUUAACUGGAAAAGAAAAAAAUAACCCUCAGAACUGAAGAACUACAGAACUGUGAUGAAAAAGGGCCAACAAGUACAAAAAGAAGGGAAGAGAAACAAGAGAGCUCUUAAUGAUUUUUUUUUUUUGUUCAGUUUUUUUUGUAUUGCUCUUACUUAUGUUUACUGUUUCUGCUACGACCACUUCAGACUGAAUUUUUACAAGCCCAGUAGAUUGUACUACAAAAAAACACCAGAAAGUUUAUGCCUAAUAGUUUUACAUCUUGGUGUCUCUCUGCUCUGGUUGAAGGAAACCUUGAGACAAAAAAGCAUAUUAAUAACUUUUAGCACUGGCCCUUUAAGAAGGACAUGUUAAUUUGAAGUGCUAUAUGUUCUUUAUAAGUCAGUAUUAAAUAUAAAUGAAUUGGUCUGAUUUUGAGCCUCCUUGAAGAGGCAACUCAGAAUAAUCAGCCUUUGUUUACGCACCAGGAUGUUAAAUCAAGCAAAUUAAGUGAAGUUUUGGGACAUGUUGUAACAUAUUAAAUGGAAAGUACUUUGUUAGUAAGAGAAAGACAGGUACAAACAUAAACAAGCGUGUAUCUGGUGACUAUUAAACACUAGAGGGCGCCGUUGAAGUAGGUUUAUUUUCACCAUGGAGGUAACCUGAGGACAAAGGCAGAACUUCCGAGUGUUGCGGGAACCAUUUAUAAGUCACGUGAUUAGAUUUUAGUUUGUAAAAUGAACAAAUGUGUCGUAUAACCACUGUAAUGUCUAAUAACUCAACACUGUGUUGCGUUCUCUCUCGAACAAAUCAUUCAUGGAGAUGAAACCGAAACACCACAUAAACCAAAAGUCAUGAGAUUUAAUCAAGAAGAAGAAGUAAAGGACACAAUCAGACAUGUCAUUGUAACCUAAUGAAGAGAUUGGAGCUUGAUAGACUUCUUUUUUUUUUUUUUUUUUUUAAUGUACUGAUGAUUGUGACUGCAGUGUGUAUUAUCUGAUCCACAAAUGGAUGAAGGAUGUUACAAACUCAUACCUGAGUGACGAGAAGCUCAUGCAGGAUCAAUAAGCUAAUGAAAAUGAGAGACAUUUGAGGCAUCUGCUGCUUUUAAGGCAACAGCGCUUGUAGAAAUGGACACAUGACCACUCACAGUCUCUGACAAUCCUAACCGCUUGAACUGUGGUAUGGUCCAAAAUGCCGGCUAUGCUUGGGGUUUUAUUGGAUCAUUAAGCAAGAUCAGCUGUGAUGUGCUGACGUACCUCUCAAUCUGCGUAUAUAACAUCAUUAUUUUACCUUAUACCCAUGCAUAUUAGCGGCGUUGCUGUAUUCCAUUUACACAUCUUUUUUUUUUUUCUUUUUUACUCUACUAUGGUUUUCGUCUCAUGUUUGUUAGCCUCAUUGUGUGUGCUGUAGGUUUUUUUUUCUAUUCCUGACAGUGUAUGCAUUCAGACUUCUGCUGUAUGCUCAUGUAUAUUCACUAUGGGAAUAUAUGCCAGGUUGCAUUUUUUUUUUUUUCAAUAAAGUGUGAUAUUCGCACAUGCUGACAUUGUUGCCAAGUGAGUUUAGCACAAGGAAACCCAUGCACAUGGAAUGCAUGCACAGAAACUCUGCACAAAGCUCAGAAUCGAAAGAGGGACUGUAGAACUGUGAGUUGGCAAUGCUACUCGCUGCGUCACUGUGCCGCCCAACUCCGUAUCAGUUAGCAUUAUUCUAACUUGCCAUUUUGUAGAUACGAAAUUUUACAUGGAACAAAAUCCAUAAAUAGUCCAGUGUUAAGUGGCAAUAAAGUUGUGGUAAUUAAUUUUUUCUUGCUACAAAUUAAAGAAGCGCCAUAUAAGUCUGUAGAGGAAAAAGGGAUAACAUUCUUAUAUUUUGGACAACAAUCUUAUGAUCCUCAACAAAAUGUCAACAAACCAGACUGUCAGCAAUCUGUCAGAUGAAUGUCGUCAGUAACUCUCAAUGUCGGUAACUCUCAACAUGUCAAAACUUUAUGGUCGCUGAUGUUUAAAAGGUAAUUAGCGAGCACAGGUCCCUUUCACCGCCGUUUGUUUGUCUCAUGUAUGGCUGCUGUUUUUUAGUAGUAAUAUAUUUUAAUAUUAUUAAAUACACUCACUUACCACUUUAAUAGGAACACCUCUACCCCUGUGGCAGCAGUACAAUGCAUAAAAUCCUGCAGAUACAGGUCAAGAGCCUGUGUUCAGAUCAAACCACAGGAUGGGGAAAAUGUGAUCUCUGUAACUCUGACAUUGGGAUGGUUGUUGAUGCCAGAUGGACUUGUUUGAGGAUAUCAGAAACCGCUGAUCUUCUGGGAUUUUUCACACAAAACAGUCUCUAGAGUUUACACAGAAUGGUGUGAAAAACAAAAAAAAAUCCAUUUAGUGGGAGUGCUGUGGGCAUAAACAUUUUGUUGAUGAGAGAAGUCAGGGGAGAACGGCCAGACUGGUUUGAGGUGACAGGAAGGCUGCAGUAACUCAAAUAAUCACUCUUUACAAGCAUAGUGAGCAGAAAAACAUCUCAGAAUGUUCAACACAUUGAACCUUGAGAUGAUUGGGCUGGAACAGCAGAAGACCACAUUGGGUUCCACUCCAAGAACAAGGUCAGCCAAGAAGAGGAAUCAGGCUACAGUGGGCACAGGAUCACGCAAACUUGACAGUUGAAGAUCACAAAUCACAAAAUCAAAUCUUCGACUGUUUAGUUUCGUAUUUGAAUGUGUAUUGAUUUAUCACUGGCAAUCAGCAUGGGGGUCGACUAGCAAGUGUAACAUAUUCUACAAGUUGCUUGUAAUAAAAUAUUUCUACCACAGAGGGCUCCACAUCAUAAAAAAGAUAUAUAUUGUACCUUUAAGCUGUCAGAUGAGCUUUCUUCACUUGGUCUUUUUUCUCUCACACUUUCACCUUAUAUUAGUAUAGUAAAGUUUUUUGAGCUUCCUGAUCUCCGCUACUGUUUUUUUCAGUUUCAGCCUAGGUCAGGCAGAGGUCUAGCAGCAUGUUUUACAGUUCUCCACAACACCCACACCAGUGACACAUUCAUGUCAAGACACACUCAGGUACACAGAUGAACCAGACAUCAGUUUAGUCUGUGGCUUCACAUGUUGGUGUUAAACACAAAAGCAGGUGAGUCAGAGUGUGACUUCAUCUACUGUUUUUAAAAGCUUCCUUUAUUUAUUUUGGAACCCUGGGAAUAGGAUCUUAGGCACAGAGCAAAAGGUCAGCCGUGGGGCAGAAAGGUCAGCAGCACUGAGUCUGGGCGACAUGCCAGCAGCAAACUGUGUCAGGCCACUGAGUGCACGUCAUACCAGCAUAUCACUGUUCCAUGGUGAGAAAAAUGGAGUGAUUUGUGAUACUGUAGAUCAAGAUUUAGUAUCAGCAUGACAAAAAAAGCAUCUUAGUCUAAAUCUAUUAACUUUUUUGCAUUUACACUUAAAGCUAAUGGUAAACGUUUGUUUCACCCAUGGGUUUUGAAUUUAAAAACUUGAAUAUACUUAUAUUAUAUAUAAAAUAUUUAUUCACACAAAAACACAAUACAGAAAUGGCAAAGAUGAAAAGUAGGUGUAUCAUGCAACAAAGCAACAAUCCAAAAUAUAAGACAAUAUCAUCAGAAAAAUAAAGAAAAUUGUCAUUACCCUCACAGUACCUGUUUAAUUAGGUGAAUAAUUAUAUUUCAUCAGACAUGGAUUAUAGGAUACUGUAGAUUUGACCUGCUUUUGUAAUCACAAUAUCCUCAUACAGAACUUUUUCAACACACUUACUGUUGCUGGCCUUUACUUUUCUACACCUGUAUACUGUAACGAUUUACCCAUAAUCCCACUAUCCAGAAGAGGAUGGAUUCCUUUUGAGUUUGUGCCUCGUGUUGUCUCAGGGAGGUUAUUCUUUAUGCCACUGUCUCUGGCUUGCUCAUUAGGGAUCUAAAUCUACAUCCACAUUUGUGUAAAGCUGCUUUGUGAUCAUGUCUGUUGUUGAAAGUGCUAUACAAAUGGAAUUGAACUGAAUUUAAUUAAACUGGACAUUUUAAAAAUAGAUACUAAGAAAUAGACACAGGAUUAUUUGUUCUGUUUUGCUUUUUUUUUUUUAGAUCCAGCAAACAUCGAAACUGCUUUUUUUGUCCAAAAUCCCAUUUGAGCAGAAAUCUUUAAAAUGCAUCAUUUUUGAUUUUCACAGAAAAGUUGCAUUGUACCCUUCUACUCACUCUUUCUGUCUGGUAUUCAACCGUAGUAAAUUAUUUUGAUAAGGGAGUGACUUUCUCGUAGCUGUGAUGCAAUAACAUUCACUCACUCACUGCUUGUGGCCAUGUCAACCAACAUCACAAAGCUAAGUACUUACGCAACAGGCCAGGUAUGUGCACAUACACACACACACACACACACACCCACACACACCUAAGCACCAGUGCUCAACAAAAAUUUCAAUGUUUCUCAAGAGUCCAAGCAUGCUCUGGUUGUCUCCAUUCUCCAUCUUAAUUUUAAAAUAAUGUUCAGAUAAGACCAACGACCCAGACUGGUCUCUUACAGAAAAACUAAGUGAGAGGGCUCAAUGCAGUGUGUACUUUGCCUCUGUGCUUGAAAUGCUGACUCAACAAACCAAGCCAUUGAUAUCUCUGAAGAAAGCUCAGGUAACUGAUCCUUGAAGAGCAAAAAAACUAGCACUGAGAACUUCAGUAGUUUUUACAUAUUUAAAGACCAUGUUUUAAUAUAUUACCUUUAAGAAUUAGAUUGAAUAAACACUCACUCUUGAGCCAAAUUAAAACAGAAAAAAACAAAAAAACAGUAUCAAAAUACUGUUUUUUUUUAAGUAUCAAAAUAUUAUUACAGAAUAUGAUCAAGGCAAGUUAUUACACCCACACUCUGAUACUAUGUUACUUAUUAAAGUAUCAUGUCAUUUACCAAAUAAUGUAAUUCUUUAUGAUGUGGAGUUUAAUCAUUAUUUUUUUCUCAUUAUUUAACUAACAAGCAAUACACUUCACUCCUGGAUGUAAUUUUUUUUUCGUGGUUAGCGUCUGAUUAGCAAACACAUUUGCUUUCAUCAUUUGGUUUCAUCUAUUACGUACAUCAGAUGUUCACCAUGCGCAUAGUAAAUAUUAAAACACAGUAUAUAGCUGAAGCGUCACAAUGAAGUUUCAAAAGGAACAUACUAUUCCAGUCAGUGCUUAUAAAUUGUUUGUGAUUUUAGCUACGAUUAUACAGUACUACAAUAGUCUGUGUAUUCCCCUAUAAUUUGUGUACACUGUUGCCAUGGUAACAGUGAUAUGGUAACAUAGAAACUCAUCUACACACUCAAAACUCUGAAACUCCAAAGAAUAAAGGCUGUGCUUUACAUAUCUGAAAAUUUGAAUAUCAUCUGGUUUCAGCUACUGCAGUUCGCUUGCACAGCUUUUGCAUCUGAAACGUCCAGUACACCACACAGCGAAUACUAGCCUUACUUUUAUACUUGCAUAGGCAUACAAACUGCAGCUACUCCUCUCUGUAAAAAUAUAUAAUGUAUUCUAAUUAUUCAUAUCCUAUUAUUAUAACUAUUAAUAAGUCAGAAUACAAUUGAUAGAUUAUAUAUAUUGUUAUAAGUGUGUUACUACAAUAAUUAUACAGAAUAAUUACACCGUUUGUGUGUUGGUUUGUUUGCUUGUGUUUUAACCC
This is a messenger RNA of Pangasianodon hypophthalmus (striped catfish), 7407 nucleotides long. RefSeq names its product Na(+)/H(+) exchange regulatory cofactor NHE-RF2. The coding region runs from base 527 to 1612 and encodes 361 amino acids. NCBI's taxonomy places the organism in Eukaryota, Metazoa, Chordata, Actinopteri, Siluriformes, Pangasiidae. Gene Ontology annotation, molecular function: signaling receptor binding; protein-membrane adaptor activity. Gene Ontology annotation, cellular component: apical plasma membrane. The transcript is spliced from 6 exons. The record is from RefSeq and is a predicted model, not a curated record. Gene Ontology annotation, biological process: protein localization to plasma membrane.